Salvelinus namaycush (lake trout) is the source of this 1914-nucleotide messenger RNA. RefSeq names its product solute carrier family 13 member 4-like. Gene Ontology annotation, cellular component: membrane. The record is from RefSeq and is a predicted model, not a curated record. The transcript has 15 exons. Gene Ontology annotation, biological process: monoatomic anion transmembrane transport. Lineage: Eukaryota; Metazoa; Chordata; Actinopteri; Salmoniformes; Salmonidae. Gene Ontology annotation, molecular function: transmembrane transporter activity. The coding region runs from base 1 to 1914 and encodes 637 amino acids.
AUGGACCUUAUCAAGAAGCUAUGGAGAGCACGCAAGCUGAUCCUGGUGGUGCUGAUCCCGCUGUCGCUGCUGCCGCUGCCCCUCAUCCACCCCACCAGCGAGGCCUGUUGUGCGUACGUGUUGAUAGUGACAGCAGUGUACUGGGUAUCAGAAGCUGUACCCCUUGGAGCUGCUGCCCUCGUACCGGCCUUCCUAUACCCACUGUUCGGAGUGCUCAAGUCCAGCGAGGUAGCUGCAGAGUACUGUAAGGACACCACUCUGCUGCUGAUGGGGGUGAUCUGUCUGGCGGCCUCCAUAGAGAAAUGGAACCUCCACAAACGCAUCGCUUUACGCAUGGUCAUGAUUGCUGGAGCCAAGCCUGGCAUGUUGGUGCUGGGUUUCAUGUGCUGUACGGUCUUCCUGUCCAUGUGGCUCAGUAACACCUCCACUACUGCCAUGGUGAUGCCCAUCGCUGAGGCCGUCCUGCAGCAGCUCAUCAGCACCGGCGUGGCCGACACCCAGGGAGACUCCGAAACCGUCGAGGCCACCGAGGACGACUGCCUCAGCGACAGGGAAGAGAAUCUGGAACAGAACCAACUCGAGCGUCUGUAUCGCAGAGACAGCUGUAUGAAGCAGGAGCUCUGCACUCUGACUGAGUUGCCGACUGUGGAGACUAACGGGACUGGUAGGAAGGCCAGUAAAGCCAGUCUGGGCCAGUUGUCCCUAAAGCAGACCAACGGACACCUGCCAUCGACAGCGAUCAGCAUCCCAGAGCCCAAGAAGGAGAAGGAGAGCAAAGACUCUCGCUACCCCACCAAGAGAGAUCAUAUGAUCUGUAAAUGUCUGUCUCUCAGCAUCACGUACGCAGCCACCAUCGGAGGCCUCAUCACCAUCACCGGCACCUCCACCAACCUUAUCUUCGCCGAACAGUUCAACAAUCGCUACCCGGACGCAAAGGUGAUCAACUUUGGGACCUGGUUCAUCUUCAGUUUCCCCAUCGCGAUCAUCAUGCUGCUGCUGACCUGGGUCUGGCUGCACUUCCUCUUCCUCGGCUGCAAUUUCAGGGAGACAUGCUCGUUGAGUAAAAAACGUAAGACAAGGAGAGAGAUGCUGUCAGAGAGGAAGAUCCACGACGAGUACAUAAAGCUUGGGCCCAUCAGCUACCCAGAGGUGGUGACAGGAGUGUUCUUCGUCCUGAUGACUCUGCUGUGGUUCACCAGAGAACCAGGCUUCGUACCCGGGUGGACGUCGCUGUUCGAGAAGAAAGGCUACAGGACCGACGCCACUGUCUCUGUGCUACUGGGCUUCCUGCUCUUCCUCAUCCCGGCCCGUCGCCCCUUCUCUCGGGCCCCCAGAACCCCCGCAAGGGACGGCUCCGCAGAAAGAGACCCAGACCCCAUGGCCCCCAUGAUCACCUGGAAGGACUUCCAGAAUCUCAUGCCCUGGGAGAUCGUCAUCCUUGUGGGAGGGGGCUACGCCUUGGCUGCUGGCUGCAAGGUGUCAGGGCUGAGUGUGUGGAUCGGCAGACAGCUGGAGCCGAUGAGUGGUCUCCCCCCGUGGAUGGUCACGCUGCUGGCCUGCCUGCUCGUCUCCGCGGUUACAGAGUUCGCCAGCAACCCCGCCACUCUCACCGUGUUCCUACCUAUCCUCUCUGCUCUGUCGGAGACCCUGCAGAUCAACCCCCUCCACACACUUAUCCCCGCCACCAUGUGUGUGUCAUUUGGAGUCAUGCUGCCCGUCGGGAACCCCCCCAACGCCAUAGUGUUCAGUUACGGACAUGUGCAGAUCAGCGACAUGGUGAAGGCAGGAUUUGGGGUGAAUCUGAUUGGUGUUCUAGUGGUGAUGCUGGCCAUAAUGACCUGGGGCGUGCCCCUCUUCAACCUGACUGAGUUCCCAGACUGGGCCAUCGCCAGGAACGUCACUGGCAGCUUAUAA